This is a messenger RNA of Cladophialophora immunda, 2738 nucleotides long. RefSeq lists its product as uncharacterized. The transcript has 2 exons. Bases 280 to 2610 code for a protein of 776 amino acids. Lineage: Eukaryota; Fungi; Ascomycota; Eurotiomycetes; Chaetothyriales; Herpotrichiellaceae. The record is from RefSeq and is a predicted model, not a curated record.
GUCUUUGCCUCACCAUCUCCAUAUCUGAAGCCUGGAGCAAAGAGAACCGCGAGCGGCCCCGUUCUGCAACUCGUCUGCUUAGCCAUUUCAUUCUACCGCAUUCCUUUGGGUCCAACUAGAUCCCACAUCCUUCCUCUCUAUAACCUCCUACCUACCUUUGGUAGAGCUCGGCCUUGUUCCUUGAUGAUCUUCACUUCCGAUACAUUCCUUUCGGCCGCGCUUUAUUCAGCGCCAAGCAGGAUGGAAGAUUGAUCGCAUUUAGUUACUUGGAACGACAGCAUGCCUAGAUCUCGUUAUGCCAGAUUCAAUCCCUUUGGGGGCUCUGAGUUGACCGCCAGUCCGAUUUCCGAAGAGCCCCUCCAAUUUUCCAACAUCAUUCCCGAUUCCGCAUUCAAUCCUCUGCCUGGAAGCUCGCCCAGCGACGAAGGAGCGGACAGAUACUCGAAGAAGCAGCGGGCUAGAUUUAGUGAUCGGCAAAUUUCGAGCAAGUCGACUGGUGACGUCCCUUACGGCGCCCUUGAAGGAGGCAGACCUCCCAGACGUCGGACAACAAGCAGUUCACUAUACAGAGUCGCUUCUUCUGUUCGCGACUUCGCCGUCUCCCAUUUCAAUGUCCCCGCGGUAGCAGCGCCGUGGGAGCAUGGACUCCCUGAGAAAUAUGGCUCAAGCUUGCCCCCAUCCAACACUGUCCGCUAUUUUGAUUACCGGCGGCAGCGGCGGAGACUGUUCAUCAACAGCAGUUUCCAAUGGCUCAUUACAGCUCUUAUCUGCGCCGCGAUGGCGGGAUGCUUGUAUGGCUUUUCCACCAUCAUAACUGGCCUGAGCGCUACGCGCAAGCAAGUCUUCAAUGCCUUGGUGACCGGGUUGUCAUUAUGCUUGGGUCUCAAUCUUGCUUCCUCGUUAAGCGGCUACGCGCAGAUGAUGCGUUGGCGUUUCCUGGCCUCGGGCUAUCGCACGCUGCAGGAUUUCGAGCUUGUCAUGAACUGCGAUAGCCAGUCCAAAGUAUUCCGCCUGAUCUGGGCUGGACGGACGCGUGGGAGGCGACUGCCCAACAAGACCCAGGUUCUCGCCGUGGUGUGGUUGUUGAUCAAUAUCGCCGUGCAGAUUUUCACGGCCCUGCUCGGAUUGACCUAUUCGAUCGAUGUCAGUUCCGAGUUCGUUCGCCUGACUUUUGGAAACGUCAGCGUGGCGGACGUCUCUUACAUCGGUAACGCUCAAAGUAUAUAUCUCUACGACCACAAUCAAACCGACGGCAACUCGAUCCUCGCCGAAAUGGCUGCCGCAAAUGAAUGGGGUGUUACCGGCCAGGACUUUAACAUCUUUGAAAUUCCGUUUGACGAAUACUUGGGCCAUCAGCAGUCCAUCUACACAGACGGAAGUUUCUUCUGGUAUCGUUUCAUCGACCGCUCGCCGCUCGCCUUGUCACUGACAGCCGUCACCGAACGCACGGUGAACACCACAGCGACGUGCCAAUCGUUCCCAGUCACUUACGGCGGCUAUGCCGGGUUUCAGACGGACAACGCCUCUCUCGCAAACGACCUGACCUGGGUCGACGCCAAUGGGGAGGAGCAUACGUGGUGGAUCCCCGAGACGGCAACGGGUGCAACGACUUGGAUGUCGAACCUGACGAGCGACUGCGGACCUCGAUGCCUCCAGAUUUACGCCCUUCAGAGCGCAGACAACAUCACAGACAGUGUCCCGAAGCCGCGGUUCUGGACCUGCUACUCCAACGUCUCCCACGUGGACAACGCCGACCUGUACAUCGACCCGGACCAGUACCAGAUCGCUGACACGCAGGCCCAGAUCCUGGCCGGGGCGAUCGGCUGGUCCGGGUCGGUGAUGGCCGCGCGCGACAACUCGACGGCGGCGUUGGAGGAGUCGAACCUGCAAUUCGUGCAAUAUCCCGUGUCCAGCCAGUGGAGCCCACCGGGCAACUACACCGCGGACGACAUGGCGCUGCUGGUGUCGAAGUUCACCGCGGGGGCCAUCGCGGCCAUCGACACCAACGGCCCACGCCGCAACGUCACGGGCUUCGGCCCCGCCCCGGCCCAGGUCCUCAACGUGCAGUGGCGGUACGCCGGCUCGAUCCUGGGCGCGAUCCCCGUGGCCCAGGGCCUGGUGCUCCUCGCGGUAAUCCUGCUCGCGGACAAGGCCAUCAUCAAGGACACGAGCCACCUGGCCAUGGCCCGGCUGUUGAGACCUGUCGUGGACAAGCUCGGCGACACCGGGUGUCUGCUGACCGGCGACGAGAUCGCGGAGCGCCUGGGCAACCUCCGCGUUAUCUACGGCGUCCGGGACCCGGACGAUGGCGUGCACGGGCACGGACUGGGCGUCACCGGCACCGGCACCGGCGACGACGGCAGGGUCAGGCACCUCGACAUCAUCGAGGAGACCGAGGGCCUGGGCUACCGAAGGGGCCGGAUGCCCGAGGGGAGGUAUGAUGGCGUGUACCCCUUCAGGGAAGAUGAGACGGAGCCGCUCCUGUUGGCGAGCAGAGAGGCCGAGGCGGUGUCUUCACCGGAGGGGGAAAGGACAGCGACGGGCAUAUAUGGCGGUGGAAAUAUCUUGAGGUCAAGGAGGCAGUGGACCAGGCGCAGGAUGAGCAUUUAAAUGAGGCAUUGGAUGAUGGAGUUGAAUAUGCCAGUGCGACGAUUUAACGAUUCUGAACCCCAGCACCGUCUAGCUACAUGUAGUGGUCUAUAUAUAGGUAGAGAAUGUACUAUUCCUCAGUUGAGUAC